Molecule: messenger RNA, 776 nt
Organism: Aspergillus piperis CBS 112811
Lineage: Eukaryota; Fungi; Ascomycota; Eurotiomycetes; Eurotiales; Aspergillaceae
Exons: 1
Coding region: 170-577 (135 amino acids)
Source: RefSeq, a predicted model, not a curated record
GAAGCACUGGGCCAGGGGUAAGAAAAGACAGACAGACAAACAAAGCGAGCCAGCGGACGGAUGGGGAAAAGGGACUGACUAAACUACAAAAGUAUCUAACCAGCACUAAUCAACAACUACUCAGGUCAUGCGAAAUUAAACAUUUCCUUGCAAAACCUUGGAAUGUGCCAUGCGAUGGGCUGAUGCACUAAAAAGAAGAUUAAGAUAUCAUGUUAUUAAGUUUCGAAUUAUCUUUAAUUAUAUUUUUCUUCUACUCUGUAAAAAUGGCCUGGUUGUUCCUAUUAUACUAACUACUGUUGCAAAUGAUGCUAGUCUCUCUUCUACUUGGUAUUUCUAUCUAGUUUGGUUUAGUGCCGCUAUUUCUUUACUUUGCUUAGCUCCGAACCUAACCUACGCGCUACUAAACAUCUAUCUGCACCCCCCGGUUACGGUACGUGCAAGCCGUGGGCUCCGCUGGAUUUUUCCCCUUGCGUCUUCUUGCAUGGGCGACCAUCCGACGGUCAAGAAGCGGCGACAGACGAUCAUCCGGAUAUCAUUAUUUGGGGGGACGAUCCGGAUGAUUGAUUUAAUUGAUUAAUGGAUACUACUGAGAUUUUACUGGUUUAAUGGUAUAAUCGGAAUUAUUUGUUAGUUGUUUGGAUAACGAAGUAAUAAUUUUUUUUUUCUUCCUCUCAUAAGAGGAAUGGGGAUGAAGAUGAUGUUAAGGGCGUUCGAAGGUUUGAAGGAGAGGACUUGGAGAGGAAGGAGGGGAAGAAAUAGUACCCAAAGCGGUAAAU